CUGAUCGCAGGUUCAUCACACUCCCCCACUCCUCGUUCAUCUCUCUCCCCUUUCCUCUACAAUGUCUGACGCCCCGGCUCAAGCACCCCAAGACGUGCCCGCCACGGAAAACGCUCCAGCUGCCGUAGUCGAGGACCCCGGCUUCAAGGUCUUUGCAGGCAACCUCGCGUAUUCCACCACGGACGAUGGGCUCAAGACUUUCUUCGCACCCGUGCAGGACGAGAUCAUCACUGCACAGGUCAUCCUCCGCGGCAGACGCUCUGCAGGCUAUGGCUUCGUCGCCCUCCGUACUGAGGACGCGGCCAAGAAAGCUGUCGAGCUCCUCGACACUCAGGAGCUCGACGGUCGUAAGGUGAUUGUUGAAAUCGCCAAGCCUGCCGAACAGAAGGACAAGGAAAUGAAGGAGAAAAAAGCCAAGAGGCGCGCGGGUAGGCGUGCCCCUAACAAGGCCGUCCCCGGCGAGGUUACGGACGCUGAGGCCAACGGCGAGGCUAAGGCCGAUGGCGUCGCUGAUGGUGCUGCCGCUGGUAACGAUGCGGACAAGCCCAAGAAGAAGAAGAAGAAGGCCAGCCGCAAGCCCAAGCGUAAGGCUGCUGAGGGCGCUGAAGGCGAGGCUACCGCUACUGAGGGCGCCACGACCGAGGGCGAGGCUAGGAAGCCUCGUGCUCGUAAGCAGCGCACCCCUCGCACCAAGCGCGAACCUGGCGAAGAGCCUGCCGGCGAACCUUCCAAGACCAUGGUUUUCGUCGCCAACCUCGGCUUCAGCAUCGAAGACGACGGUCUGUCUGCUCUUUUCACGGAGGCUGGUCUCAAUGUUGUGACGGCGCGGAUCGUUCGCCGCCGCUGGGGUAAGCCUCGCAAGAGCAAGGGCUACGGCUUUGUCGACGUCGGCUCAGAGGAAGAGCAGCAGAAGGCAAUCGAGGUGCUUCAAGGCAAGGAGGUUGGCGGCCGUGCCAUCGCCGUCAAGGUUGCUGUGAACACUCCCCAGGAGGAAGAAGAAGAGAGGAAUGAAGACGCUGAUGUUGAUGCUGACGCUGACGCCGAUGCUGAUGCUGCCGUUGUUGAGGAGAAGCCCGUCGAGGCCGCUCCCGCUACUGCUUAAGCGUUAGAAGACCUUCUUCUUCAACCUCCGCUCGUUUGCUCCUUUCGCUCAUUACUAUCGCACCUUACGACACGACAUGCUCCACCCCACCUCCUUGUGACCCUCGUUCACGCCCUUGUAAACCCGUUCAAGUUCAUUCGGACUGUGUUGUGUCACAUAGCGACUUUUGUUCAUUUUAUCGUCAAGCUCUCAAGUUAUGCCGUCGCUGUGUCAAGUUUCACGUUCAAGUUCGGCCCCAUCUAUUCGUCCUCUUCAAUUCGAUGCUUCAAGAAAACCUUUCCAGCUUCAGCAGUAUCCCAACAAACCUCUGUGUAUGCUGCUCAGCGGUUGUAGAUACCCAUGAGCAUGCACAUUGACGUACUGUUGUCUAGGAAGGAUGGGUGGUUCGGUUGCCGUUUAGACUCCAUACGUGAUUCACGCUGCUCAGAAAAGUUAACGUUACUCUUUUUUUCUACGGUCAUAUUGCUAGUACUGUGUUCCCUGUAAUAGUGAUAUGACCAUUUCAUGUUUGUUAUGAUCCAGGUUUGAAAAUUCAUUGCACGAACAGAU
This is a messenger RNA of Coniophora puteana RWD-64-598 SS2, 1651 nucleotides long. RefSeq lists its product as uncharacterized. Gene Ontology annotation, cellular component: cytosol. The coding region runs from base 62 to 1102 and encodes 346 amino acids. The transcript has 4 exons. Lineage: Eukaryota; Fungi; Basidiomycota; Agaricomycetes; Boletales; Coniophoraceae. The record is from RefSeq and is a predicted model, not a curated record. Gene Ontology annotation, molecular function: mRNA binding.